AUGGCUAUCAUUGCCAGUGCGAGAGACGUUGGCGCAGAUGCGAACGAGGAGUGGUCAGAUGGCGGGAAACUGUCCCCAUCCACAAGGGUUGCCAUUGGGGUGGUGCUAGGUGUGACACCCCCGGAAGACUCUUAUGACUCCGUCUUGCUGACCACCCAUUCGUUCUUCUAUGCCUCCUACCCCGCGCCUUCCCCACAGGUACAGCGGCCCAUCUCCGGCCCCCCUCGGCCUGCUCGCGCGAGCCAUCGGAGGCUCCCGUCUUCAGACACGCUGAUGACGCAGUCUAGCGAUAACGUGCUCGCUAUGCCUGCGCAGGCGUAUAUUCAGCGCGCGUUGUGA
Messenger RNA from Heterobasidion irregulare TC 32-1, 339 nucleotides. RefSeq lists its product as uncharacterized. Bases 1 to 339 code for a protein of 112 amino acids. NCBI's taxonomy places the organism in Eukaryota, Fungi, Basidiomycota, Agaricomycetes, Russulales, Bondarzewiaceae. The record is from RefSeq and is a predicted model, not a curated record. The transcript is spliced from 2 exons.